CGCGCUCUGAUUGGCUGCUCGGGGACAUGUGACCAACGGUCGCGGGAAGUCCUUUGCCACGCGCGUGAUAGGAAGACGCUAGUUCUUGACUCAUUCAAACUUUUCUUGUAAACAUUGGUGUGCGUUUAUUGCGGUUAGACGUGUUUCUGUGUCGGUGAGCAAUCACCUAGUCACUACCGGAUAGUUUCAGUAUUUGUUUUUACUUUUACAACGACUUCAGACGUUGUUUUUACGGUGAAAUCAAGCCACUCCGGGGCCGUUUCUUCUGCGUUGGAUGGGCGUGUAGCAGUUAGCAACAACACGUUAACUUUUUCUGGCAUGCUAGCGGAGCUUUAAACGCUUCGCAGCGGAUUUUUGGACAUUUUGGAAAAACAAUACCUUUUAUUUCAAGGUAUUUAGAAGCUGACUAGCUUUGUGAGAAACGCCACCGCAGCCGUAGUCGGGCUCCAACCGCGUGAUUUCUCCCGUCGACGACGCCGGGGUUUAAAUCCUGAAAAUGUCGAGCUACAGCCGCCACCGACAUGGAUCGCCCUCUCCGAAAUCUCGACCAAUUCGACAAAAAUUACAGUUUACAUCCAGCGACGGAGAGGACGAGCCGAUUGAGGACGUUAACAACAGCACGGGAGGCGAGUCUGGCUUCACGGAGCUGGACUCCCCUGUGCCAGGGCGACGGGACACCGCCGAUAAACGCCUGGAGGGGAGCAGCAGCCCCCUGAACCACGACGAGCUGUGGGACGAGGAGGGCUUCGGAUCCCCGUCUCAUCUGCGGUCACCGAGCAGCAGCUUCUUCGCCAACUGCUCGCCGUCACCGAGAAAAGCUUCACGGUUGUACGGAGGGUCACCGGAGCGAUCCUACGUCCAGGACGACGGGGAAGGAUCCAGCUCACCGAUCCCAGACUGCCCCGACACACCUCCGCACAAAACCUUCAGAAAACUCAGACUUUUUGACACACCGCACACACCAAAGAGUUUGUUGUCCAAAGCCAGAGGCUCCGGCCCGGGAUCCUCCAGCAGGAGAGUUGCCCUGUUCAAGAAUGUGGAGCCUUCAGGAAAGUCAAUCACAGACAGCAGCAGGAGACAGCAGACUCCUCUGGUCAACUUUAACCCAUUUACCCCCGACUCCCUCCUCAUCCAGUCGGCCACACAGCAGAGAAACAACAGGAAGAGGGCACACUGGAAUGACUCAUGUGGAGAAGACAUGGAGGCAAGUGACGGUGAGGGAGAGGAGGAAAUCCUGCCACCAUCCAAGAGGAUAACCAUGAUGGAAAGCAACAUGAUGUCCCGGUACACCUCAGAGUUCCUCGAGCUAGAGAAGAUCGGCUGCGGGGAGUUUGGUGCUGUGUUCAAGUGUGUGAAGAGACUUGAUGGCUGCAUCUACGCCAUCAAGAGAUCAAAGAAACCUCUGGCGGGAUCAGUAGAUGAGCAGAACGCCUUACGGGAGGUGUAUGCCCACGCUGUGCUGGGCCAACAUCCGCACGUGGUGCGUUACUACUCAGCCUGGGCCGAGGACGACCACAUGCUCAUCCAGAACGAGUACUGCAACGGUGGCACGCUAUCCGACGUCAUCGCCGAGAACUACAGACGCCUCAGUUACCUGUCAGAGCUGGAGCUGAAAGAUCUGCUGUUGCAAGUCACACGAGGCCUCAAGUACAUCCACUCUACCUCCCUGGUGCACAUGGACAUCAAGCCAAGCAACAUCUUUAUUUCACGGAAAUCUGUAGCCAGCUGUGACGAAUGUGAUGAUGACGACGGGUUGACCACCAGUGUCGUCUAUAAAAUAGGUGAUCUCGGUCAUGUGACAAGAGUGAACAAUCCGCAGGUGGAGGAGGGUGACAGCAGAUAUCUCGCCAAUGAAGUUUUACAAGAGGACUACAGUAACUUGAUGAAGGCGGACAUCUUUGCUCUGGCUCUGACUGUGGUCAGCGCUUCGGGGGCGGAGCCUCUGCCCACCAACGGAGACAAGUGGCACGAGAUCCGACAGGGAAAACUCCCCGCUAUUCCCCAAGUGCUUUCUCCAGAGUUUCUCAGUCUUCUCAAGCUGAUGAUUCAUCCUGACCCAACUAGACGGCCAUCAACCUCUGACCUCAUCAAACACCCGGUACUCCUGACGGCAGCCAGAAUGAGCGCCGACCAGCUGAGAGUCGAGCUCAAUGCUGAGAAGUUCAAGAACGCUCUGCUCCAGAAGGAGCUGAAGAAGGCCCAGAUGGCCAGAGCCGCAGCAGAGGAGAAGGUUUUGUCCACCGACAGGAUCCUGACCCGCUCCACGGUCCAGUCGAACCCCAGAACCUCCAGACUCAUCGGCAAGAAGAUGAACCGGUCGGUCAGCCUCACCAUCUACUGAGACUCUAAUCCACCCUGACGGGUGUUAAAAACACGUGGGCUCAUGGACCUUUUUUAAUCGGACCUGUUGAGUUGAAAUGGUCUCUUUGUUUUUCUUUUCGAGGAGAACCCUGUCGGUCGUGGUGUGGGCUUUUUCCCGCCCAGUUAAAGCUGUAGACUGUUGCCACACUGAACAUGGACUCAUCUCGAUAGACUCUCAUUGCCAACAUAGUUCAGCCCUGUUGCCGAUGGACUUUUCUUUAAAGGGGGGAAACAAAAGAACUCAUUCAUCGAAGGUAGUUACGAUACCUUUCACACUCUCUCAUUCCUUACGUUUGCAUAGACGGCAGACUCUCUCUUCGUUUCUGUCCUUGCACUUCCUUCGACAAAGCCGAAGCCUGUUGGCAACGGAUAAAAGCCGCAGUGAAGCUCUCUUCAGUGUGAAUGUACUUGCCGUAGCUGUGCGCACCUUACUGCCUGUCAAAUGCCUGAUGCUGGGUACCAGAAGAUCUGAGGACUGACGAUUUCUGUGUUUUGUGAUGGAGCACUUUGGAGGCAUCAAGUGGAACUUUCCACAUUUUAAAAGAAGAAAAAAAGAAAAAACCUGCUGCUAUUGAUGUUUUGUGUGUAUCAGGGUUUGGCCAAUUUCAGGUUGGAUCGUUCCAGAUAGAUGCCAUUGGCUCUUAUUUUCAAGUAGCAGGAGUCCAUUUCCCCUUCGUUUAAUGUCCGUUUUGUUCUGGUCAGAUGGAAAAUGGAUCAUGCCAUUUGUGGAAAAUAAUCCAGUUUGUUUAAAGUACCAAAACCAGUGAGCUACUCAUUAUCUGUGAUGUUAGAGUUGAUCCAUAGUGUUUUGACUUUCCCUGUUAUUGGUGCUGCCAGCCCUGUCUGUAGCAUUAGAACAAUCAUUGUCCUGUUCUUUGGAUUCUCAUGUUCUGUUUUUUUUUUUUUGUUGUUGUUGUUGUUGUUGUUUUUUUUUUCUCCUGCUGUCAUUUCCAUGAGGCUCGUCUUCAAUUAUCGUUUAGGAACGUAUUCCUCAUCUUGUUCUUGUAAACUUCUAACACACAAAAACUCUUUUUUCUGUUGUUGUAACCUGUACAUACGUUCUUUUAAAUAAAUUUUCACCAUCUCUACACUUUC
Molecule: messenger RNA, 3456 nt
Organism: Thunnus maccoyii (southern bluefin tuna)
Lineage: Eukaryota; Metazoa; Chordata; Actinopteri; Scombriformes; Scombridae
Gene: wee1
Product: WEE1 G2 checkpoint kinase
Exons: 10
Coding region: 497-2341 (614 amino acids)
Biological process (GO): protein phosphorylation; mitotic cell cycle
Cellular component (GO): nucleus
Molecular function (GO): ATP binding; magnesium ion binding; non-membrane spanning protein tyrosine kinase activity
Source: RefSeq, a predicted model, not a curated record